UUAAUUAAUUGACCGUCGGAAAGGUAGCGACUAGUUAAAGUUUCACUUUUGUCAAGAAUGGCGAACUACAUAACGUUUGCUGUUGUACUAGUCCUACAGCUAGCUGUAGCGUAUUCUGAGGACGAUGAAGAUAAGUUAACAGCCAUAGAUACGCAAGAGGAGGAAUGGCACAUGGACUUCAUGCCUACGGGCUACUUACCGGACAGCGUGUACAGAGAGCUAGCGUGGUAUGGUAUCCUACAAAUUCAACCUCUUCACCACAGCUCCAAGUUUAAAGUUGCUGCGCAACUUAUUUGGCAGCACACCCUAGGAAGACCACACGUUAUUAUGGAAAAUCCACCACAGUCUUCUCAAUCCCCAGGAAAGGUAAGUCGGCAGAUCUUGGCAGAAGAGGCUGCGAAAUGGUCUCGUGAACAACGCGCGGCACAAGAGGUGCUCAUGGAAAACAUUAAGAGUGGCGGUAACGGUCUCACCGUCAGGACGGUAGUCAGUAAUCGCAAGAAAUCUAUUUACAUUAUCCAGAAUGGAAACUACUUCAAAUGUCCACCAGGUUCAGAGCCAGACCUUGACGCUUACCGAGUGCAGACUAAUUUACACGAACGUAAAUGUACCUUCGGACAAGAAUCUAUUCCAGUUGCCUUGGACCCUUGCAUCGAAGCCGAGGUAGCUCCCAUAGAGUAUUCAUUCGGUGAAGACUGGAUGUUCUGCCUCGGUAAUGGUGAGAGAGAAAACAAUUAUUUCCAGAACGGAACUUUAGAUUGCGGAAACAAAACUAAAAUUAGCGUGACACAAUUUCUAGAAGAAUGCGCUAUAGACAAUAAUAUAGUAAUCACAUUCGAUUAUUUCGGUGACGAGCCACGGAAGGAUAUGAUGCACAACGCUACUCUUUGCACCACGUGGGAUCCGUGUCGAUUAUCCUAUUUGUAUAGGCUUGAGGAGCCACCAACUGAGCUGAUGCCUGCAUUCCCGACGACAACCGAAAAUCCAUGCGAAUCUACUCCUUGUCCAGAAUGUUUGGAAGAUGCUGGUUCAGAUGGCAGUGUAGAGUUUAGACCUGAAGAAGUUGACACUGCUAUUGAGGACGCUGAAAAGGUAUAGCACCACGUGUAACAAAAUAUGAAAACUAUAUUAAUAAUAGUUUAUUAAUAUAUGCUAUAA
This is a messenger RNA of Helicoverpa armigera (cotton bollworm), 1158 nucleotides long. RefSeq lists its product as uncharacterized. The record is from RefSeq and is a predicted model, not a curated record. The transcript is spliced from 10 exons. Bases 58 to 1098 code for a protein of 346 amino acids. NCBI's taxonomy places the organism in Eukaryota, Metazoa, Arthropoda, Insecta, Lepidoptera, Noctuidae.